Puma concolor (puma) is the source of this 1722-nucleotide messenger RNA. The record is from RefSeq and is a predicted model, not a curated record. Lineage: Eukaryota; Metazoa; Chordata; Mammalia; Carnivora; Felidae.
AUUGUUUUUAUUGGCCCAGAGCCAGGAGUACUGGAUUCAGUUGACUUCACGAUUAAAAGAAAACAGUUUUGGUUACCAUCAUAAACAUAUGAACCAUUGUGAUGGUGAAAUGAGAUGAGGCUCCGAAAUGGAACUGUAGCUACUGUUUUAGCAUUUAUCACUUCGUUCCUUACUUUAUCUUGGUAUACCACGUGGCAAAAUGGGAAAGAAAAACUGAUUGCUUAUCAACGAGAGUUUCUUGCCUUGAAAGAACGUCUUCGUAUAGCUGAACAUAGAAUCUCGCAGCGCUCUUCUGAAUUAAAUGCCAUUGUACAGCAGUUCAAGCGUGUAGGAGCAGAAACAAAUGGAAGUAAGGAUGCAUUAAAUAAGUUUUCAGAUAAUACCCUAAAGCUAUUAAAGGAGUUAACAAGCAAAAAAUCUCUACAAGUGCCAAGCAUUUAUUAUCAUUUGCCUCAUUUAUUGCAAAAUGAAAGAAGCCUUCAGCCUGCUCUGCAGAUUGGUAAUGGAAGAACAGGAGUGUCAAUAGUAAUGGGAAUUCCCACGGUGAAGAGAGAAGUUAAAUCUUACCUCAUAGAAACUCUUCAUUCCCUUAUUGAUAAUCUGUAUCCUGAAGAGAAGUUGGACUGUGUUAUAGUAGUCUUCAUAGGAGAGACAGAUAGUGAUUAUGUACACAGUGUUGUAGCCAACCUGGAGAAAGAAUUUUCUAAAGAAAUCAGUUCUGGUUUGGUGGAAAUAAUAUCACCUCCUGAAAGCUAUUAUCCUGACCUGACAAACUUAAAGGAGACAUUUGGAGACUCUAAAGAAAGAGUAAGAUGGAGAACAAAGCAAAACCUGGAUUAUUGUUUUCUAAUGAUGUAUGCUCAGGAAAAGGGAAUAUAUUACAUUCAGCUUGAAGAUGAUAUUAUUGUCAAACAGAAUUACUUUAACACUAUAAAAAAUUUUGCACUUCAACUUUCUUCUGAGGAAUGGAUGAUACUAGAAUUCUCCCAGCUGGGCUUCAUUGGUAAAAUGUUUCAAGCACCAGACCUCACUCUGAUUGUGGAAUUCAUAUUUAUGUUCUAUAAGGAGAAACCCAUUGAUUGGCUCUUGGACCAUAUACUCUGGGUGAAAGUCUGCAACCCUGAGAAAGAUGCAAAACAUUGUGAUAGACAGAAAGCCAAUCUACGAAUUCGCUUCAGACCUUCCCUUUUCCAACAUGUUGGUCUGCAUUCUUCUCUAUCAGGAAAAAUUCAGAAACUCACGGAUAAAGAUUACAUGAAACCAUUACUUCUUAAGAUCCAUGUAAACCCACCUGCAGAGAUAUCUACUUCUUUGAAGGUGUACCAAGGACAUACACUGGAGAAAACUUACAUGGGGGAAGAUUUCUUCUGGGCUAUAACCCCAAUAGCCGGAGACUACAUCUUAUUCAAAUUUGAUAAGCCAGUCAAUGUAGAAAGUUAUUUGUUCCAUAGUGGCAAUCAAGAACAUCCAGGAGAUAUUCUCCUAAACACAACUGUGGAAGUUUUGCCUCUUAAGAGUGAAGGUUUGGAAAUAAGCAAAGAAACCAAAGACAAACGAUUAGAAGAUGGUUAUUUCAGAAUAGGAAAAUUUGAGAAUGGUGUUGCUGAAGGAAUGGUGGAUCCCAGUCUAAACCCCAUUUCAGCCUUUCGACUUUCAGUCAUUCAGAAUUCUGCUGUUUGGGCCAUUCUUAACGAGAUUCAUAUUAAAAAAGUCACCAACUGA